Molecule: messenger RNA, 1887 nt
Organism: Telopea speciosissima
Lineage: Eukaryota; Viridiplantae; Streptophyta; Magnoliopsida; Proteales; Proteaceae
Product: jasmonoyl--L-amino acid synthetase JAR4-like
Exons: 4
Coding region: 90-1850 (586 amino acids)
Cellular component (GO): cytoplasm
Molecular function (GO): acid-amino acid ligase activity
Source: RefSeq, a predicted model, not a curated record
UCUGCAGUCUUUGAUAUGAUUGAAUUGUUUUGAUUCUCUGCAGUCAAACACUGCUCACAUUUUGUUGUAGCUGUGAGUUGUUUUCAUAAAUGUCGGAGAAGAUGGAGGAAUUCGAUCAGGAGAAGGUGAUAGAGGAAUUUGAAGAAUUGACAAAAAAUACAGAGAGUGUUCAGAGAGAAACCCUCCAGAAGAUUCUGAAUGAUAAUUGUGAAGCAGAGUACCUAAAGAAUUGGGGUCUCAAUGGAAAAACCGACCCUGAGACUUACAGGUCUUGUGUUCCACUGGUUACACAUAAAGAUUUGGAACCUUACAUUCAGAGAAUUACAGAUGGAGAUGCUUCUUCUAUUCUCACUGGAGAACCAAUUACAACUAUCUCUCUAAGUUCAGGAACUACACAAGGGAAACCCAAGUGUGUCCCCUUCAAUGAAGAAUUGAUGAAUAACACAUUGCAGAUAUAUCGGAUAUCAUUUGCUUUCAGAAAUAGAGAGUUCCCUGUCGUGAAUGGAAAAGCUUUACAGUUCAUCUACAGCAGCAAGCAAUUCAAGACAAAGGGGGGUUUGGCAGCAGGCACUGCUACUACAAAUGUCUUCCGUGGCUCAAAUUUCAAGAAUACAAUGAAAUCAAUCAAAUCACUGUCUUGCAGCCCAGAUGAAGUAGUAUUUGGUCCCGACUUCCACCAAUCCUUGUAUUGCCAUCUCCUAUGUGGGCUCAUCUUCUGUGAUGAGGUUCAGACUGUGUCUUCUACAUUUGCCUACAGCAUAAUCUAUGCAUUCCGGACUUUUGAACGAGUCUGGGAGGAACUCUGUACUGAUAUCCGAGAAGGAGUCGUCAGUAGUCGAGUCACUGUUCUUUCCAUUCGAACGGCAAUGUCGAAACUUCUCAAGCCUAACCCUGAACUGGCGGAUUUGAUUAAUAAGAAAAUUUCUGGUUUGAAUAAUUGGUAUGGCGUAAUACCAGAACUUUUUCCUCAUGUUAAAUACAUAUAUGGAAUAAUGACUGGCUCUAUGGAGCCUUAUUUGAAGAAAUUGAGACAUUAUGCUGGUGGGCUACCACUGUUGAGUGCAGACUACGGGGCUUCUGAAGGAUGGAUUGCUGCAAAUGUGAAUCCAAAUUUGCCUCCUGAGCUGGCCACUUUUGCAGUGGUUCCUGAUAUUGGCUAUUUUGAAUUUAUCCCCAUUCAGGAUAAGUUUGAGGAUCAGGGGUUGGAAAAAACUGCUUCUACCUUCAUUUAUAGAGAAUCAGAUCCGGUUGGUCUCACUGAAGUUAAGAUCGGGAAAGAGUAUGAGAUGAUCGUCACCAAUUUUGCAGGUUUAUAUAGGUAUAGGCUAGGGGAUGUGGUGAAGGUGGUGGGCUUCCACAACUCUACUCCAGAGCUCCAAUUUGUUUGCAGGAGGAAUCUGCUACUCACCAUCAACAUAGACAAGAACACAGAGAAAGACUUACAGCUCUCCGUAGAAGAAGCGGCAAAGCUAUUGUUGGAAGAAAAGCUUGAAGUGGUUGAUUUCACAAGCCAAGUAGAAGUGUCCACAGAGCCUGGUCACUAUGUGAUCUUCUGGGAAAUCAGUGGUGAGGCAAGUGAAGAGGUCCUAAACAAUUGUUGUACUUGCUUAGAUCAGUCUUUUGUGGAUGCUGGCUAUGUUAGUGCUCGUAAGAUCAAUGCAAUAGGAGCACUUGAACUAAGGGUGGUCAUGAGGGGAACAUUCCAGAAAAUUCUAGAUCAUUACUUGGGCCUUGGGUCUGCUGUGAACCAGUUCAAGACCCCAAGAUGUGUGGGAGCUGCAAACACUAGGGUCUUGGAAAUCCUCUCUGAAAGUGUGGUUGGGAGUUACUUAAGUACUGCUUUUUCAUGAAAGGAUCCUAUAUGUAUUUUGUUUAUUUAUUUUGGUC